AUGGCUAUGAAGACUGUUCUAGUUACCGGAGGAAACCGUGGAAUUGGCUUGGCAAUCUGUCAACGAAUCUUGGAGGAAACAACAGAUGUGAAGGUUCUUUUGGGUUCUCGUGACUUGGGACGUGGGCAGCAAGCAGCCGAUUUCCUCAGCAAGCAAAUUUCCAACUGCCAGGAGAGACUGGAAGUCAUUGAAAUGGAUACUUCGUCAGAUGAAAGUGUCAAGAAGGCUGCGUCUCAAAUCGAUUCCUUGUUUGGGAUUAUCAACAAUGCUGGUGUGAUCAACACUCCCUGCAUCAACACAAACUAUUUUGGGCCUCGACGUGUCAAUGAUGCCCUUGUAGGAGUUCUUCAACGUCCAGGCGGACGCAUUGUUAACAUUGCGUCAGCGUCUGGUCCAAACCACGUGUCUGGGCUGAGGGGUGAACUCAAGGAAAAACUGGCCAAGCCAUGGACGAUCAAGGGUGGAAUCUCAGAGCUAGACGAACUUGCUCACACCUUGACCAAAACCAGUGACAACUACGGAACUAGUAAGGCCUUGGUCAAUGCCUAUACCCGUCUUCAUGCCAAGUCAGAACCAGAUCUUAUCAUCAACUCGGUCACUCCUGGAUUUAUUGCAUCUGAUAUGGGCAAGAUGUUGGGAGCUACCAAACCAACUGCCGAUGGUGCCAUUCCUCCAGUCAAUCUUCUCUUGAAUGAAGAAUUUGCCAGUAUUCCAACUGGAAGAUACUAUGGAAGUGACACCAAGCGCAGCCCUUUGGAUGUAUAUCGAGGACCAGGCGACCCAGUAUAUGAGGGUCCAGAUUGGGAGUAA
Messenger RNA from Cylindrotheca closterium, 810 nucleotides. NCBI's taxonomy places the organism in Eukaryota, Bacillariophyta, Bacillariophyceae, Bacillariales, Bacillariaceae. The record is from the annotation of a GenBank genome assembly.